CACCCAUGCAAAAGCUCCACACUCCCACCUCUUUUUUAUUUAAACCGGAACGUUACAAACAUCUCCCACAAUACUUACUGUUCCGAACCAAAACCUCACCAGUUUUCUGAUUUAUCAUAUCGUCAUUUUGUAAAAAAACAGAAAGGAAAAACACGAUGGCUCAGAAUCAGCCUCGGUUUGACCAGCCAUUCCAGCGCCAUCACCAGCCUCAGGCGCAACAAUUGUCUCACCAGGUGGCCAAGACCACCACGGCGGUCACAUUGGGGGGUUCCCUUAUGGUUCUCUCCGGCCUGACACUCACCGGUACGGUGAUCGGGCUGGUGUUGUUGACACCCCUCUUGGUGAUAUUUAGCCCGGUGCUGGUUCCGGCGGCGAUAACCCUGUUCCUGAUAACAGCUGGGCUGAUUACUUCAGGUGGGCUUGGGGCUACGGCCAGCUUUCUGUUCUACUGGAUGUAUCGGUACGCGACGGGGAAGCAUCCCAUUGGGGCAGACCAGAUUGACAGGGCUAAAGACCGAAUUGCGCAUGCUGCUAAAGAGAUGAGGGACAAAGCCGAGCACUACGGGCAUCAGACUCAGCAGCACAUUAAGAGCAGCCAAGAUAUCUAGACACCACAUCCUGCAGCUGGGUGUGAUCAUAAUAAUAAUUAGACUUUGCAAGGUGUUUUUGGUUGACUCUUCAGGUUGAUUGUACUUUUGAGUGUGUGUGUGUGUGUGUGUGUGUUUGUGUGUGGUGUUUGUGUGUGGGAGAUCAUCAUUUCUUCCCCAGAGAAAGUGGUGUUCCAUUCGUCUGUUGUAUUUUCGUGAGAGGGAUUUCUCUAUGUACUUGUGUUGUCCUCCUCGCUUGUUGCUAAUUAAUGGUACAUUAUUGUUUCUCUCUUUCAACUUUUCGGCUUGGGUUCGUACUAAUUCAGAUUUGCUUGAUAACUGUAUCUUAAUCCGCGGCUUUUUUUUUUUUUUUUUUU
Molecule: messenger RNA, 964 nt
Organism: Oldenlandia corymbosa var. corymbosa
Lineage: Eukaryota; Viridiplantae; Streptophyta; Magnoliopsida; Gentianales; Rubiaceae
Source: the annotation of a GenBank genome assembly